Planococcus citri (citrus mealybug) is the source of this 4398-nucleotide messenger RNA. It is a transcript of the gene lqf, whose product is annotated as epsin homolog lqf. Gene Ontology annotation, biological process: endocytosis. The transcript has 12 exons. The record is from RefSeq and is a predicted model, not a curated record. Gene Ontology annotation, cellular component: endosome; clathrin vesicle coat; plasma membrane. Bases 311 to 2011 code for a protein of 566 amino acids. NCBI's taxonomy places the organism in Eukaryota, Metazoa, Arthropoda, Insecta, Hemiptera, Pseudococcidae. Gene Ontology annotation, molecular function: phospholipid binding; clathrin binding.
CUGUGGGACUGGCUGGGUGACUGUACUUUUUUCUUGUGAAAGUGUUGACAGAAUUAUUUUUGCAUCUAAAUUGGUAUUUUCUAUAGUUUCUCUCCAUCUCUCCACUGAUAAGUGAAUUGUUUCCAGUCAUUCUUCUGCAAAAAUCAUCUCAAAUGUGUAGAAAUGUUUAAAAUCAUUUCAUUCAGCCAUCGUGAAGCAAAAUAACAAAGUGAAGUCGAGUGAAGUAUAAACUCUGCGUAAUACUUCCGUUGUUUGAUACAUCUUCGUUCCCAAAAAUUAUCGUGAAAAUUGAAGAAGGAUACAAAAAAAGAUGAGACGUCGCGAAGAUAUUCAAGUAAACGUCGCUGGUUUACGCAGAAAUAUUAAGAAUUUAACCCACAAUUACUCCGACGCUCAAGUAAAAGUACGCGAAGCGACUAGCAAUGAUCACUGGGGACCUAGAAGCAGUUUGAUGGCGGAAAUCGCCGAUUUAACGUAUAACGUUGUCGCUUAUUCGGAAAUAAUGAAUAUGAUUUGGAAAAGGCUGAAUGAUCACGGAAAAAACUGGAGACACGUGUAUAAAGCGUUGCUGUUGCUGGAAUAUCUAAUAAAAACAGGCUCGGAAAAGGUAGCUCAACAAUGUAAAGAGAAUAUAUUCGCCAUCGAAACGUUGAGAGAUUUCCAGUACGUCGAGGAUGGCAAAGAUUCGGGCCUGAACGUCAGGGAGAAAGCUAAGCAACUUGUGAUUUUAUUAAAAGACGACGAACGAUUGCGUAACGAUCGCAUACGAGCUUUGAAAGCCAAAGAACGAUUCGCGCAAGCGGCUUCUUUUAGUAGUGAUAUUGUGACUGAUAAAGUGUUCACGCCUGUCAGUCCACAGAAUACGGGGUCCAAGGACUCGUGGAAUUCUUGUUCUUCUGCAGCGGAAAUUCCGACUAAAGCUGCUGAAAUAGAAUGCGCUCGUCCUCAGACUGCGGGAGAAGAAGAAUUACAGUUACAACUAGCUCUAGCUAUGUCUCGCGAAGAAGCGGAGCAAGAAGAACAAAAAAGACGAAGCGACGACGUUAGGCUUCAAUUGGCGUUAUCGCAAAGCGAAAAGGAAUUCAAAAUGGCAGCUCCGCCUACCACCAGUCAUUUGGCAGAUCUUCUGGAAAUCGAUCCGAAUAUCGGUUUAGGCCCUCAACCGCCGCUCAUAGAUCCGUGGGGAAUGCCAAUUUCGGCUCCAACCAAUCCAGUCGGCGUGUCGCUGUCUCGGAGCCAGAAAGGCCCAUGGAGCGUGACUAGUUCACCCUCUCUGCCGUCGGCCACACCGUCAUCACAUUCGGCUACGCCAUCGACGACCACUACUUCGCCCGAUCCGUGGGCUCCUGCGGCGUUGUCAUCGCAUUCGAAUACGACUCAUUCCCGACCGACAGAAGAUCCUUGGCGAACGGUUUCACCAAAAAUCGAUAGCGAGCUGGCAUCGAUACUGCCGCCGUCGUUUUCCGGUAGCGCAGCGGUUAAAAAUAGCGAUCCGUGGGCCCCGCAGUCGUCAACGCUCGUUUCGUCGCCCGCUUCCGAAGAAGAUGAAUUUGCAGCGAUUAGUAAUCGUAAUACACCAAAUCAUCAAAAUGGAUCAUGCACCAGUCCCAACGCUUUUGAUUUAUCAGCAUUGGAUAACAGCCUGCCGCAAUCGAACGGCGCAGCUCACUCCAGUAAGAAUUCCAAUUCCUCGCAAGCUGCUUCGGCCAACAUGAGGAAAACGCCGCAAAGUUUCCUCGGCGAAAAUUCCAGUUUGGUUAAUUUAGAUAAGCUAAUUACUACGCCAGUCGUGCCACCAUUACCUGUGACCGUGCAGAAAACCAGUACUGCUAAUCCCUUCGGAGUAGUGUCCGCGCCCUCGAACAAUUCCAUGUCCAACAUGAGCUUAUUCGCGAAACCCGCCUACGGAAGCGGAUCCAAAUUCCAGGGUGAUCCGUUUCAGCCAGUUCAACGAAACGCGCCUUCGUUACAGCAACCAUUGAUGCCUCAGCCAAAUCCUUUCUUAUCGUAACCUCCAAAUCGUCGGUUGUAUAAAAACAAAACAAAACAAAAAAAACACAGGUAUUUAUUUUGAUGAUAUGUUUUUUUCCACGCUAUCGCAGGAACGAGUGAUGUUUUUAAUGUUAUUUUUUCUCCUACUUUUCCCUCGAGGAAGUACUAUGGCAACUUUUUUUUUUAAUACAUGGUUUUUCUAUUGUUUCUAAUUUAUACAUUCUUUUUAGUACGAACAUAAAAUUAUGAAAAGCGUUUGAGCGUUUGAACACGAUUUUGAAAAAUCUAUUUUAAGUAUUUUAUUUUAUUUUAUUUCAUUUUAUCUUUAUUAACUUUUCUACGUUAUCGAUAUUUCGUUAAUAUUGUGAUUUCAGGAAUAGGGAAAAUGUCGGUGUGUAAUACGUGUAACAUUUUUUUUUCUUUUCUAAUUUGUAAGUUUGUUAUCGAAAAUAUUAAAAACUAAAUUAUGUCAAAGUGCAAUGAAUACGUUAUUGUCGUUUACUAUUUAAUAUACCUACCUAUGUUGCAUAUAUUAAUUAUACAUGUGUGCGUGUGUUAUUAUUACAUAUUUUAUAAACAAUAUUAUGUCGGUCGGGUGUCCCCUCGACAUUUUUCAUGUUUUGUUUCGGUUUGAAAUCUUGGUUGGUUUGGCUUUUGCCUCGUCCAAAACCUGCGAUUAACAUUUUGGUUGGAAAAAAUAUGCUUAUAUGCGCGAAAAUAAUAAACAAAAAGUUUAAUUGAAUUGUCACGCUUUGCGAGUUGUUUCUUUCUGGAAGACUUCUUCGCUUGUACCUUGAUAGUUUAAUAUUGUUUUUAUAAAUGAUCCGGAUUGUCGAUAUUUAUACUAAAACUUUUUUAGCCCUGCCAUUAAUCAUGCCUUUUUCAGUAGGGAGUGUGCUAGUACCUACUGCGAGUGCGGUAAUAUGUGUACAGGUUGUUUACCAAAUGUUGAUGACUUGAUGAGGUUUGACCUGUUGGCGCAAAUUGUACUUCGUAUGCCUGUUUUUUGUGCGUAAACUAAAAUAGGUUCACUUUUUAGUAAUAUUAAUACAGUUUUGUGCUAAAAUGUCUCGGUGAUGCGGGUUUUGAAAAUUCAGCGUGUGGGACUGGUGUAUAUGGUUUUCUUUUCUUAAACAUUUGUCCGUUUUUUUGAACAUAAUUUUCACGUGAAAGUUCUCUAGUUCUCGCACCAUUUUUUAUUAUUCAAAUACGCGCUCACUAACUCGUAAAUCUAAAAUGCCAUCAUUUUUCUUUUGGUGUAAAAAAUGUUACAAAGUUGUGGUUUUUUCGUUGGACUUCCCAACACCCAAUCGUAUCGUAUCUAUCAAUUUUUCAACAAUCUGCGAUCACUAUGAUUGAAUCCAUCUAAUGUACCUUUCCUAAGUUUAAAAUAUUUAUGGUUAAUUUGCUGUGCCUGCCUAACUCAUUCAACUUAUAAUCAACGAGUGUUCGAAUUUUACAUUUUUGCUUUAAAAAUCUAUCUAUUUCAGGUUGUAAUUCUUGUGUUUAAACUUUUCUAAAUACCUAGCUUAGUAUUGCUGUUGAUGAUUACUUAAAUCUAUUUUAAAUGUUACUUUUAUUUUUGUUAUCGUUCCACUUUUUUACUAUUCUGUAUUUUAUAUCUUUUUGUAAAAGUAAAAAGAUCAACAAUACGGAGGUUACUUUGAAUAUUUACGCGAUACAAGCUUUUAUACGCUUAAUUCACGGAUGCAUACGAGUAUUUAAUUCUAACCGAAUCUAUUCCACACGACAAUCGCGAAUUAUUCACUAAUGCAUUGUGCAAUUUUAUUUCAAAAAUUAACUCGGUAGAAUCGGGACCGACUGGAGAGAAGGCGGUUCAGCUGCAUAAGGCCCUUGUUUUUUCCAAAACUAGCCGUAAUGUCUUUCAAAAAAAAACUGUGGUUUGAAAACCCGCGUGAACUGUCUUUUUUAACGAUUCCAAAUUGAAAAAAGCUGCGAAAUUUCAACUGACGUUUCACAACGGUGUGUAGUAAUCCUGAAAAAAGAUCAAUUGUUUUUCAAUUUUGUUGAUUGUUUGAGGUUUAAAAAAAUUAGCGCACCUACUUGAUAUGUUUUAGGGGAAGAAUAUUUUGUACAUUUACAAAUCAUUAUUUAUACCCAGUGUAUUUAAAAUUUCUGUAAUUCUGUAUCGUUCAACUUAUAUGUAUUGUAUACUAAUGAGUACAUUCUACCUGCUAUUAUAUUUUAUAAUGCACGUUUCGUUCAAGUUGAUGGAUAACACUUCCACUUCUUUUCUUUUGUAUUCAUUAUUUUUGAUUAUAUUUCGUAGUUUUAUCGUAAGUCAACAUUAUUCUUUGUUUCUUCGAAAUUUGAAAAAAAAAAUGAAUGUAAUUUAUUAUGUAUUGUGUACCUGUAUUUGUAAUAAAUUUGUUAAAUUACCUACGA